AGCUCCUUAUACCAUAAAGCAAAAGCUUGAGAACAUGACAGGACUUAGCUCUUCAUGUGGAGCUUGCAAAUUCUUGAGAAGAAGGUGCAAUGAUGAAUGCGUUUUUGCACCUUAUUUCUGUUAUGAGCAAGCAGCAACUCACUUUGCAGCUGUCCAUAAGGUUUUUGGGGCCAGCAAUGUCUCAAAGCUAUUGUUACAUCUGCCGGCGCACUGCAGAAGUGACGCUGCCAUAACGAUAUCUUACGAAGCCCUUGCACGUUUGCACGACCCUAUUUACGGUUGCGUUGCUCAUAUAUUUGCUCUACAGCAACAGGUAGCCAGCCUCGAGGACGAAAUAGAAAUCACCGCAAGCCAAUUAAUGACCGAUCUUGGAGUUGACAUUGCAACUUCUACAGCACCUUACGCGACUAGUAAUUACCUGUAUUUUCCUACGCAAUCCAACAUCACAAGCAAUUGUAGUCAACAAGAGGGUCCGCCCAUUCUACACUCAGGAAAUGCAUCCGAAAGCCAAGAUUGGUGCAGCAACAUGGAGUUGCAGCCUCCUGGAACUGAGUAUGACAUCUCUCAAGGUUACUUCAAUUCAAGUACGGCUACGGAGACGCUACCUCAACCUCUAGACCAAGACGCUUAUCUCCUCGAAGAGCUGAUCAACCAGGGCUAUGAUCUUCACCCACUGUGGAUGAAGAAUGCAGCACCUUAAACUGAAGAUGACCAAAGAGAAUUGCUUGCUGUUCUUUGAGUACUCUUUGCAUCUCAAUUCGCAUUACUCCAAGUCUGUAUAUAUUACCCCACACGAUGUCGUUAGUCUCAAUAACAGGGGACAAGUGCAAGCAGAACAGCAGGAUCGCAUCGGUUUCCAUAUGGAAACUAAUUAGUUUUACAAGUUCUUAAUCAUUUCCAUCUUUUCCUUUUACCUAUGGCUAUCGAAUUCUCUUCCCGUUGCUUUGUUUCUUAUUUUUUGUAUGGACUCCCUGCUCCGCUUCUUUCCGAAUGGAAAAAAUUUAUGGAAAAAAUGCAAACAAACCUCAUGUGUUUUG
Molecule: messenger RNA, 1037 nt
Organism: Sesamum indicum (sesame)
Lineage: Eukaryota; Viridiplantae; Streptophyta; Magnoliopsida; Lamiales; Pedaliaceae
Product: LOB domain-containing protein 25
Biological process (GO): hormone-mediated signaling pathway; positive regulation of DNA-templated transcription
Cellular component (GO): nucleus
Source: RefSeq, a predicted model, not a curated record